Molecule: messenger RNA, 1485 nt
Organism: Punctularia strigosozonata HHB-11173 SS5
Lineage: Eukaryota; Fungi; Basidiomycota; Agaricomycetes; Corticiales; Punctulariaceae
Gene: DyP4
Product: Dyp-type peroxidase
Exons: 7
Coding region: 1-1485 (494 amino acids)
Cellular component (GO): cytosol
Molecular function (GO): heme binding; peroxidase activity
Source: RefSeq, a predicted model, not a curated record
AUGUCCCAAGUAUCUUUCCAAUCGCAGCAAACCGCGCCGGUAUCAUCCGGUCUUGACCUGAACAAUAUCCAGGGCGAUGUCAUAAUUGGCCUGCCCAAGAAAGUUGAGGAAUGCAUCUUCCUUGACAUCACAGAUGUCGAUUGUUUCCGGAAAUGCUUGAAGCAGAUCGCGCCUCUGAUCACCAGCACGAGUCAAGUCCAAGCCGACCUUGCGAGUAUCGCAGCCAGCAAGAAGAAGGCAGCCGCUGAAGGACAUCCGCCUCCUCUGCUACCCAUCGUCGGCACCAACAUCUCCUUCUCCCACUGGGGCCUUCAGAAGCUCGGUGCCAAUGACGACUUCCAUGAUACCGCAUUCACGAACGGCCAGUUCAAGGACGCCAAGGAUAAUUGGGCGACCCGACGGACGCCCAGGGUAAUCCUGAUUGACGCCCUGAUUCUGAUCACUGGCGAGCGUUGGUCUACCGUCGACCAUCGUCGUGCGGAAAUCUUCGAUAUAUUCAAGAUCGGCCAUGGACACGCAUGCGCUAAAGUUGUAUUCACCGACAAGUGUCAGGUUCGUCCUGGUGCAGAGAAGGGCCAUGAGCACUUCGGUUUCCAGGAUGGUAUCAGCCAGGUAAACAGCUGGAUUUCCAAGUCGUACGACUUGUUUCUUACUAGUACAAUAGCCUGCCAUCGACGGCGUCGAAAAACCGUCCCCGGCGGCAACCUCAUCGCCCCGGGAAAUGUUCUGUUUGGCGAGCCCGUUGGUCAAACCUCCAAGCCCCAGAACGCGGGCCUGACGCCGGACUGGGCUAAGGACGGCUCGUUCCUCGUCUUCCGCCACUUCCAGCAGCUCGUGCCGGAAUUCAACCAAUUCCUCAAUGUCCACGCGAUCAACGACCCCGGUCUCACGCAGGAGCAGGGCGCGGAGCUCCUCGGUGCUCGCUUCUUCGGCAGGUGGAAGGACGGCACGCCGACCGACCUUUCUCCCACCCACCCAGACCCUGCGUUAGCGAAGGACCCGCAGAGGAACAACAACUUCGAUUUCUCUGAUGUCAAGGACCAGAGCAAGUGCCCUUUCGCAGCGCACGUCCGCAAGACCAACCCUCGCAGCGACCUGCCUCCCAACUCAUUCGACAACAGACGCAUCAUCCGCCAAAGCAUCACCUUCGGGCCGGAGCUCACCCCCGAGGAGAUCAGAGACUCGAAGACGCACCACAAGCGCGGCCUUGCCUUCGUCUGCUACCAGGCGAGCAUCGUCGACGCUUUCCAGUUCUUGCAGCAGUCCUGGGCGGGCAACCCCAACUUCCCGCCGGGGAAGAACGUGAGCAUCGGCCUCGAUCCCAUCAUUGGUCAGAAUGGGAACAACAGCCGGAAUAUGUUCGGCUCGGACCCUCUCAAUCCGGGUACGGACCUUACGCUUCCCUUCGAUUUUGUAGUCCCGAAGGGAGGCGAGUAUUUCUUCGCGCCGAGCAUCAGUGCUCUCAAGGAAACCCUAGCGCUCUAA